UUCACGGAAAGUUCAGGCGCAUAUAUUAGGCAAUUCAAUCUUUCGUUCCUUGUCGACAAAACUAGUUGGAAACGAGCUGCGCGGAGGCUGGAUAAACGCGUUCGUCAUUGACGGUGGGAUAUGCCUCUUUUAAAACGCGAGCCGUGUUAUAUUUACAAAAUAUCUAAUGAGAUUUAAAUCCAAUGCGCGUGAUCCGGGACUGGGUCUCUACGUGCAGUUAACCGUGCGGGACGGAGCGUGCAAAAACGCGUUAAGAUAAACGCGGGGAGUGAGGGGAAUCGUUGACACCCCUGAACCUCGCUGCGUCCGGACUGCGUAGAAAAAUGGUAAAUGAGCAUUUGGAUCAAUUACAGGCUUUCAUAAGGGUCGACUGUCAUCAUUCAUGAUUCCAGUGCGGGAACAGGAGCGAUAAUCUACGUGCCAGAAAAGAAGGCAGAGUUUGAUGGAGUUGGGUCUACUUUUGCGACCGUUCUCCCUGUAUACUUAAAAGGAGGAAAAAUACUAUCGCUAAAAAAGGAGAAAUGAUGUUUGACUGUAUGGAUGUUCUCGCCGUGAGCCCGGGUCAGAUGCUGGAUUUCUACUCCGCCAGCCCCGGCUCAUGCAUGGUGCAGGGGCGGCAUCUGAAGACACAUCUCAGCGGGCUGAUGCACAGAGACUGGCGGCAUCGCCGAAGCGCUCAGUCCAUAGAGACGCAGAGCUCCAGUUCGGAGGACCUGGUGCCCAGCCCCCCCUCUCCCCUGCCCGCCCCCCGCACCUACAAGCCCUGCUGCGUGUGCCAGGACAAGAGCUCUGGCUACCACUACGGAGUGAGCGCGUGUGAGGGGUGCAAGGGGUUCUUCCGCAGGAGCGUACAGAAGAGCAUGGUGUACUCGUGUCCCCGGGAGCAGGCCUGUGUGGUGAAUAAAGUCACCAGGAACCGCUGCCAGUUCUGCCGCCUACAGCGCUGCUUCGCCGCCGGCAUGUCCAGAGAGUCGGUCAGAAACGACCGGAAUAAGCGGAGGAAGGAGAGCCCGAAGGGGGAGCUGCUGGAGCGCUACGAGCUGACGAGCGAGCUGGAGACCAUCGUGGAGCGGAUCCGGAAAGCGCACCAGGAGACCUUCCCCUCGCUGGGGCAACUGGGCAAGUACACCACGAGCUCAAGUGCGGAGCAGCGUGUGCACUUGGACCUGGGUCUGUGGGAUAAGUUCAGUGAGCUCUCCACGAAGUGCAUUGUUAAAAUCGUGGAGUUUGCCAAGCGCGUGCCGGGCUUCACCGGGCUGAGCAUCGCCGACCAGAUCACCCUCCUCAAAGCCGCCUGCCUGGACAUCCUGAUCCUGCGGAUCUGCACGCGCUACACGCCGGGCCAGGACACCAUGACGUUCUCCGACGGGCUGACGCUCAACCGCACGCAGAUGCACAACGCCGGGUUCGGGCCGCUCACCGACCGCGUCUUCGCCUUCGCCAAUCAGCUGCUGCCCCUGGAGAUGGACGACGCCGAGACCGGCCUGCUCAGCGCCAUCUGCCUCAUCUCCGGAGACCGGCAGGAUCUGGAGGAGCCGUCACGGGUGGACCAGCUGCAGGAGCCCCUGCUGGAAGCGCUGAAGAUCUACGUCCGCAAACGCCGUCCCAGCAUGCCCCACAUGUUCCCCAAGGCCCUGAUGAAGAUCACCGACCUGCGCAGCAUCAGCGCCAAAGGUGCAGAGCGGGUGGUCUCACUGAAGAUGGAGAUCCCAGGUCUGAUGCCCCCACUGAUCCAGGAGAUGCUGGAGAGCCUGGAGGUUCCGCAGGAGGACGAGGACGAGGUGGUGCAGAAGGAGGAGGAACAGGCCGGCACAGCCCCCAGAGCCCCGCCCAAAUCUAGGGCCGCGCCCAGCCCCUCCCCCCCAAACCCACAGAGGGAGCCGGAGCCAGAGCCAGACCCAGAGCCUCUCUCUCUCUGCUGCGGCGAGGUGUCGCACGCCCAGCGCUGAAGCCGCUCUGCUGCAGCUCUUGUGUCGGGGGCGUUUCUGAAGCACAGAAAGGCCUGAGCAGGACCUCCUGCAGUAGUGCUAUCACUCCCGGCCCACAGGGGGCGCUGUAUUCAUUUCUCACAUAUAUAGAUGUAUUGAAGUAUAUUUUACGUGUUUCAAUAUGUUUAAAGUUGUUGUUUUUAUUUUAAACAAUGUUCUCACACAAUUAGCCUACAUGGAAAGGUGUUGUUUGCAUAUAUCAACAAAGCUCCCACCCACACAGUGUAGGAAAACCAUAGAUAUUCAACUAUACCGAUUUUCCCCUGUUGCAGGGAAAAAGGCAAAUGAAUUAGAACCUUUGCUCGUAUUCAAAUUCAAAAGUCAUGUCGGUUGUUGCUUAACGUGACUCUGGAACACAUUGUCCAGACAGGGUAAAUUGGGUAAAUUUUGAAUGUGUAGCUCACAUAUUUACAUACCGUCUGCCUUUUACGUUCUUGAGUCAUUUCAGGUUGAGUAUCUACCUCCCAGGUGCAGCCCCGUUCCCCGACAGCAGCAGCAAAGGGGCCCUUAAUGUCGGAUCGUUAGCUAGUCCGUGAGCUGGAGUAGGACCCUCCCUCUCUAAUCUACUUAUUUUCCAUCAACUGAAACCAGGGAUACUCGAGUUCAGCAAAACAUUCAGUGGACUUUGGAACCUCUGCAGUAACAGGGACUGUUUAUAACGUUUGUUUCAGGAAUUUGUGACCAGAUUACAGUUAAGAUAAGUACUUCUGAAGUCAGAAAAACACAAAUCAAUUUUUAAAAGGACGCUGACUAGUGAUUGUAACUAAAGGCCUUUUUUCAGUCGCAGUAGUCUACCUCUCCUAUAUGGAAGCAAAAUGCACAGACUCUGGCAUGAGAGUUAGGCUAUCCAAACUGAUGAAAUAGUUUGUUGAAGAUAUAGUUGCCCCAGUCCACACUGACAAGAAAAUGAUUCCAUAGGCUACGAGAUUCCAGAGUGUCACGAGACCAGACACCAGCAUAUACUCCAUAGCUACUUACGCGAACAUGGAAAAAUCUUAAAAGCCAACUUAACUUUGAAAUGUUUAACGUUAAGCCAGACAUUUCGUCAGCAUAAGUCCUCCCCAGCGUCCAUUCAAACGCGGGAAGUUCCUAACGAACCAAACAAUGAGCCUUUCAGGCCAGUUAAGUUAUAUAUGGUGGAGACUGCUUAGUGUCAUUUCUAUGGUAGUGUUGCAUACAGUGAUUUCCCCCCCCCCUUGUUAAAAGUGGGACCACACACAUACACUGCCGUGGUAGACUGAAAAUAACACAUGACAUUUGCGCGGUAAAACUCGGGACAUUGCAAUUGAUAGGCUACAGCUAGGUAAGUCCGGCAUCUGCCCGUACUACAUCGAAGUAGAUUGUACGCUCUUAUAGUUUGUCAACAAAGCAAUCCGUGUUCGAUAGAUAUCGUACGUAUAUAUAGUUUAGUGGGGCUCUUAGCACAGUUCAAAAACCCAUACGAAGAAGGGUGGGCCAAACAUAUAGCUAGCUAGUAUCAGCGAUGCCCUAAUUUAAGACAGACGCAUUAUUUUGUUGUAGCUAGCCAGCAUGUUUUCGAGACAGGUUCGAAUCAAUAACGAAUUUCUUACCGCAAAAUGUAAUUAUUGGUCCGUAGAUUGACUAUGAGAAACACAAAGGUGUGCUGUGCAAUUUGGAAUAACAGGGUUAGUAUUAAAAUAGGAAUUUCGCCUCUGUGCAGAAGUUAACAGAUGAAAAAUACGGUUGGUUUAAUAACUGUUUCCAUUUUCAACAGAACAAAUAAUAUGCAAAGCUUUAUUUGGCCACACGAACGAUGUACGUGUGUGGUAUUUGAACCUUUAAGUAUUUUACGUUAACACCCUUCAGUUUUUUAAUUCGUCGUUGAAGCUUCCCAGAGACCAUGAGCGCGUUACUCAGUUUCCCCUUAUUCGCAAAACAAUAGCGCCACCUUAUGGUGAUUGGAGUGCAUUGCGAUGAAGAGAAUCACAAACCCACACACACACACACACACACACACACACACACACACACACACACACACACACACACACACACACACACACACACACACACACACACACACACACACACACACACACACACACACACACACACACACACACACACACACACA
Conger conger (European conger) is the source of this 4083-nucleotide messenger RNA. Its product is annotated as retinoic acid receptor alpha-A-like. The record is from RefSeq and is a predicted model, not a curated record. Gene Ontology annotation, biological process: regulation of transcription by RNA polymerase II; cellular response to corticotropin-releasing hormone stimulus; retinoic acid receptor signaling pathway. Gene Ontology annotation, molecular function: nuclear glucocorticoid receptor binding; nuclear receptor activity; RNA polymerase II cis-regulatory region sequence-specific DNA binding. The transcript is spliced from 8 exons. Lineage: Eukaryota; Metazoa; Chordata; Actinopteri; Anguilliformes; Congridae. Gene Ontology annotation, cellular component: transcription regulator complex; nucleus. The coding region runs from base 522 to 1949 and encodes 475 amino acids.